Penaeus indicus is the source of this 558-nucleotide messenger RNA. Its product is annotated as glucose dehydrogenase [FAD, quinone]-like. The record is from RefSeq and is a predicted model, not a curated record. Bases 1 to 558 code for a protein of 185 amino acids. The transcript is spliced from 5 exons. Gene Ontology annotation, molecular function: flavin adenine dinucleotide binding; oxidoreductase activity, acting on CH-OH group of donors. NCBI's taxonomy places the organism in Eukaryota, Metazoa, Arthropoda, Malacostraca, Decapoda, Penaeidae.
AUGGAUAAGCUGAAAUAUAAAAAAUAUUACAUACCGCUCUUUGGUCGGGAAGGAUUCACACUACUGCCUAACCUCCUGAGACCGAAAAGUCGGGGUUCGGUCACACUUCGGUCAAGAAACCCGGCGGACUUGCCUGUCAUUGAUCCAAAUUACUUGAGUCACCCUGAUGAUCUUGCUACGUUGGUGGCGGGUAUUAAAAUUGCACUAAAGUUGGGCAACGGAACGGCCUUCAUCGAGAAUUUUGGUGCCGAAUUCCACGACAAGCCAGUCCCAGGGUGCAAAUUGAGACCAUACGGCUCCGACGACUACUGGGCCUGCUAUGUAAGUCACAUGGCAUCCUCCUUCUGGCACCCGGCUGGCACCUGCAAAAUGGGACCUGUCUCCGACCCGAACGCCGUGGUAGAUCACAAACUCAGGGUGCGCGGCGUGUCUGGGCUGCGGGUCGUGGAUGCCUCUAUCAUGCCCCUAAUCACAUCCGGUCCCAUCCUGGCGCCGGUUAUCAUGAUCGCCGAAAAAGCAGCAGACGAUGUCAAGAAGGAAUGGGGGAUCGAUGUAUGA